AUGGGUUGCGAUGGUGGAACGAUACCAAAGAGAUGCGAGUUAGUUCGUGAGAAGAAAAAACCGGAAAAAGUCGACAAAGAAAUCGAGUUAAAUGCCAAAUGGUUUCACUGCGCCAUUAGCCAACAAGAACUGUGUGAGCCUAUUGUAUGUUGUGAAUUGGGCAAGCUGUAUCGUAAGGAAUCAGUGUUAGAGUAUCUGUUGGAUAAAUCCAAAGCCACAACUGAUACUGCAAAACAUAUUCGCAGCCUUAAGGAUAUCAAGCAACUUGUCUUGACCAAAAAAAUCCGCAAAGUACCGAAAGACUUCAAAAAUAAUGGCCAUGCUGCAAACACAUAUCACGACUUCCAAGCAUCUGAUUACAUCUGCCCGAUUUCCGGUUUGGAAAUGAAUGGCCGCUAUCGCUUCUGUUUUUCCUGGAAAUGUGGGUGUGUUUUCUCAGAACGUGGGUUGAAGGAGGUUCCUUCGGCAUCUUGUCAUAAUUGCGGAACACCAUUCGCUGAGGAAGAUCUGAUCAUUAUAAAUGGUAGUGAGGAUGAUGUCACCAAGUUGCAGGGAGGAAUGCUUGAACGACGCCAAAAAGCAAAAGAAGAAAAGAAAUCUAAAAAGUCCAAGAGAGCAAACGGCGAAGCCCUGGACACAGCUACCAAAGAUUCCAAGAAAUCCAAAAUUGAUACAUCAUCGUCAGUUUCCCAAACUACAUCAUCUACCUUAAGAUCAGAGUCAAACAUGAAACCACCAAAAUCUAAAACUAAGUCAUCAUCCACAAUUACUAAAGCAGAAAGUUCUUCAAAUGGUGACAAAACUCUCGCUUACUCCAAAUACAAGUCUGUAGCUGCUAAUCCAGAGGCAAGCAAAGUGUUCAAGUCGUUAUUUAGUUCCAGUCAUAAGGAGAAACCUGGACAGGCAAAGCCACAUUGGGUAACAUAUCAAUCGUACCACUGUUAA
Paramuricea clavata is the source of this 945-nucleotide messenger RNA. NCBI's taxonomy places the organism in Eukaryota, Metazoa, Cnidaria, Anthozoa, Malacalcyonacea, Plexauridae. The record is from the annotation of a GenBank genome assembly.